GAAGUGUCGCAGUAGUGUCGGCCCGCUCUGUCAGCUGAUCAGUCAGAGAUCAGCUGCUCGCGCUCGCGGCCGUAGACCCCUUUACUUUCUCCGCCGCGCCCCCUUAUCGCCCGAUUAUUAGCCCGUCGGACACUGCGGCACCAGACAAAACAUUAGCAGCGUCUUCCCCACGAUGUGCAUCCUGUUCGUGGAGGUGAACGACAGUCCCGCGGAGGACGGCUACCGCCUGAUCCUCGCCUCCAACCGCGACGAGCACUACCGCCGUCCCACGGACUACGCCCACCACUGGGAGGAGGCGCCCAGCGUCUUCGGGGGCCGCGACAUGGAGCCCGGCCGCGAGGGCGGCACAUGGCUGGCGCUCGACACCGCGGGGGCCGGGCGGCUCGCGGCCCUCCUCAACGUGAUGGGGACCCCGUCCAAGCCCGACUCGCGGCCGCGGGGCAUGCUGGUGGCGGACUACGUGCGCGGCGCGGAGCACGCCGAGUGCUACUCGAACAAGUUGGCCGCCAUCGGCACCGAGUACAGCGCCUUCCACCUCGUCACCAUCGACCUCAACCCCUCGAAGGGCGGCCUGUGGCACUACAGCAACUGCACGGAGGAGGAGGGCGUGGGCGGCUCCGUCACGCACCUCCGGCGCGGCCGCUUCGCCCUGGGCAACUCGCUGGUGCACCAGCCCUUCCGCAAGGUGACGGCCGGCGGCCAGCGCUUCGAGGGCAUCCUGGACCGGUGCGGAAAGACGACCGCGCAGCGCGACAAGCUCGUCGCGGAGCUGGAGGGCCUGCUCAAGUGGAAUCAGGAGCACUACCCUGACGAGACGCUGGAGGGCCGCGCGGCCAAGGGGAACCUCCGCAAGGAGACGGUGCACAUGCACAGCGUGGUGUUCCAGAGGCACCCCACCUACGGGACGAGGACCCACACCAUCAUAUUGGUGGACGCCAACUGGCGAUGUGAUUACUACGAGAUGACCCUGGGAGAAAACCGCGAAACAACCAUGAACCCCGACACUUCGCGCUGGCAUCACAUUCACAAAACGUUCCAGUUAGAAGAUCCCUCAGGAAAAUAGUGCACUUAUUCUAGUUUUAAAAUAAAACUAAGCUCUAAGUCCUAAGGUUUAACUAUCUUCUAUUGAGACCUCUGUAGGCUAAUUACAAGUAACGAGACUUUCCCUCGCUUGAGUCAUCAUGUUAAGUGUUCUGUAAUUUGCAUUGUGUCAACUAAUCUAACGACUGUGAUAUGAUUUUCGGGGUCACGUAUUAGUCUACCACAUCUUCCAUGUUCUUCCCACUACCUCAGCGCUAAAUGUAUGUUUUUUAGAAAAUUAAAGUUGAAGUUGAACCUGU
Messenger RNA from Frankliniella occidentalis (western flower thrips), 1340 nucleotides. RefSeq names its product transport and Golgi organization protein 2 (gene Tango2). Gene Ontology annotation, biological process: Golgi organization; protein secretion. The transcript has 6 exons. The record is from RefSeq and is a predicted model, not a curated record. The coding region runs from base 173 to 1063 and encodes 296 amino acids. Gene Ontology annotation, cellular component: Golgi apparatus. Lineage: Eukaryota; Metazoa; Arthropoda; Insecta; Thysanoptera; Thripidae.